AACUCAACUGACUCUUAAACUCCCUUUACUUUACUUUUAUUAAAAAAAAAAGGAAACCCAGUUAAAAACAUAACAUAAAAAAAGGAAACCUAGUUAAAAACAUAACAUAAAAAAAAACUAGUAAUGAUGUUCCACCGAAGAAAAAAAGAACCAGACACAUUACCUCUUUCAAACUCACCACAACAAUCACACACACCAAAUUCACCGAUGCCUUCAAGUUUCUUUAGAUUCAGAACUUCAACACUAACCGCUUCAUUUACUUCUUUCAUAUUACUUCUUUCAUUACUUCUUAAUUUUUACUUCCUUGUAAUUCUGUGGGCCCCAUACUCCACCGAUUUAACACCUUCCGCCGUUGUAUCUCGUCUUUCACCAACCACGCGCCGCCAUGUUCUCUUCUCCGUCGCUUCGUCUUCUCUCUCAUGGCAACACCGUCAGUCUUACGUUCAUCUCUGGUAUUCGGCUAAAUCCACCCGCGCGCUUGCUUUUCUUGACACGCCGCCGGGUAAUUCAUCUCCUUUGUCUCCGCCGGUUGUGAUCUCCGGCGACGCGUCUGGAUUUCCGUAUACUUUGCAGGGAGGGCUUCGUUCGGCGAUCCGUGUGGCUAGGGUUGUGAAGGAAGCGGUGGAUCGGAACGAAACGGAUGUUCGGUGGUUUGUGUUUGGGGACGAUGAUACGGUUUUCUUUGUGGAGAAUGUUGUGAAGACGCUUUCGAAAUAUGAUCAUGAUCGGUGGUUUUACAUUGGGAGUAACUCGGAGAGCUAUGAUCAGAACACGAUGUAUUCGUUUGAGAUGGCGUUUGGUGGAGGUGGUUUCGCUAUUAGUCAUUCGCUUGCGAAAGUUUUAGCUAGGGUUCUGGAUUCUUGUUUGAGGAGGUAUGGUUUUCUGUAUGGGAGUGAUGCUAGGAUCUAUUCAUGUGUUGCUGAGCUUGGUGUUACCUUGACUCAUGAACCUGGAUUUCAUCAGUUAGAUAUGCGGGGGAAUUUGUUUGGGGUGCUGGCGGCACAUCCAUUAUCUCCUCUGUGUUCCCUUCAUCACUUGGAUGCUGCGGAGCCUAUCUUUCCCAACAUGAACAGAACACAAGCUUUGGGACAUCUUAUUGCAGCUACAAAUGUUGAUCCCGCGAGAAUUCUGCAGCAAACUGUCUGCUACGAUCGAUCGAUAUCUUUGACUUUCUCAGUUUCUUGGGGUUUCGCUAUCCAAGUUUAUCAAGGAAAUGUACUUCUACCUGAUCUCCUUGCAGUAAAAAAAACAUUUGCUCCCUGGAGGAAGAUUCAUUACAAUUUCAUGCUUGACACUAAAGACUAUCCUAGAGAUCCUUGCAAAAGGCCUUCUAUAUUUUUCUUGAAAAGUGUUGCAUCUGAUAAAAGAGGCGUUUGGAGCAAUUACACUAGACAUGUAGAAAAGAAGUGCCCUAAAUUAAAUCCUAACCUGCCGGAUAAGAUCAUAGUUUAUUCAAGAAAGUUGGAUCGUAGUAUUGAAGAGAUGAAAGCUCCCCGUCGUCAGUGCUGCAACGUCUUGCCAUCUUUAAAUGAAACAAUCAGUAUUCGUAUUAGACAGUGCGGAAACAAUGAACUGAUAUCAAUGGAAUCAUAGCAUUUCUUCAACGAGUUCCUACCUUUGAAAGCUUUGAAACUUUCACACGCUAUAAGCUUGAUGAAGUUCAGGCCCAUGUUGACGUUGAAGCGGAUAUAAGGUGGGUGCUUCUGCAUCUAGGCUGAUCUUAGAGCUUUGUCAGCAAGAUGUCACUAAGCUUAUGUCCUCUUUGCGAUGGAAAAAGAUAAUUGAUCUCAUUGCAAAAGAAAAAUCUGUACUCAAACGAUUGGUCAAUCUUUCACAGUAACAGGUAGGUUUUGGUUCAAUUGAAAAUUGGUCAACAACCUCUCACAGCAUGCCCAAGUUAUGUGGCCUUCUUAUUUUUCUGUGUAGUUGCAGUUUUCAAAUGGCUUAUUUCCCUGCAGCUGUAGAUAUUAUUGACUGUAUUCAUAUACACUUUUGAUGCACAUAAUUUUAUGGUUCAUGUUUGGAUCAAUUUUGUUCUCCUAGUGAUUUAUCUUAAAUGUAAACUGUUUUACUUGUUGCAUAUUCAA
Messenger RNA from Lathyrus oleraceus (garden pea), 2087 nucleotides. RefSeq lists its product as uncharacterized. NCBI's taxonomy places the organism in Eukaryota, Viridiplantae, Streptophyta, Magnoliopsida, Fabales, Fabaceae. The record is from RefSeq and is a predicted model, not a curated record. Bases 124 to 1593 code for a protein of 489 amino acids. The transcript has 3 exons.